Molecule: messenger RNA, 863 nt
Organism: Capsella rubella
Lineage: Eukaryota; Viridiplantae; Streptophyta; Magnoliopsida; Brassicales; Brassicaceae
Product: 50S ribosomal protein L17, chloroplastic
Exons: 2
Coding region: 55-693 (212 amino acids)
Biological process (GO): translation
Cellular component (GO): cytosolic large ribosomal subunit; ribosome
Molecular function (GO): structural constituent of ribosome
Source: RefSeq, a predicted model, not a curated record
CUUAUCCAUUCGACUCCAGCAAAAAUCGUCAUUGUUGCAGAGAAUCACACUCUAAUGGCGAUUCCAGUGUCCAUGGCAAUGGCGACGACACCUACAGACUCCGUGAGCAGAGUUUGGAGCAUGUCUUCUCUCAAAUCAGCUCUUCCGUCUCCUUCAUCAUUCCGGCUACCUUCUUCGUCUUCUCGCCGUCCGGUCACCCUCCGCCUCCCCAUCUCUUCUCCCUCACUCCCGUCCUUCUCCGGCCUCUCUCCGGUCAACCCUCUUCUCUCAAUUGGACUUCCUGAUUGGCAGAGCUUUGAGAAUGGAUUCAAAAUUGUCGACGGUGGUGGUCGUGUCUACGCUAUGAGACACGGACGACGUGUUCCAAAGCUGAAUAGACCACCGGACCAGCGCAAAGCUCUUCUGAGAGGACUCACGACUCAGCUUCUUAAGCAUGGGAGAAUCAAGACGACUCGAGCAAGAGCGAGUGCGAUGAGGAAGUUCGUGGACAAGAUGAUUACAUUGGCUAAAGACGGUUCGUUGCAUAAGAGAAGACAAGCUCUGGGUUUUAUCUACGAGAAGCAGAUCGUUCAUGCUCUGUUUGCUGAGGUUCCUGAUAGAUACGGUGAGAGGAAUGGAGGAUACACAAGGAUCAUCAGAACUCUUCCAAGGAGAGGUGAUAAUGCUCCAAUGGCUUACAUUGAGCUUGUCUAAGGUCUUAUACCUCUCUUUCUUUUAUUGUUCGACUUUUGCUCUGUAAUAUCAUUAAAACACUUGUUGAUGCAGAUAUGAGAUCUUUUUGUUUUCUUGUUUUGUGAGAUUCAAUUGGUAAAAAUGUUUUCUUUGGAGUUGAGACAAUGAGCUAAUAGAUGAAUGCUUUUGUU